This is a messenger RNA of Haliotis rubra (blacklip abalone), 814 nucleotides long. RefSeq lists its product as uncharacterized. The transcript has 4 exons. NCBI's taxonomy places the organism in Eukaryota, Metazoa, Mollusca, Gastropoda, Lepetellida, Haliotidae. The coding region runs from base 137 to 814 and encodes 225 amino acids. The record is from RefSeq and is a predicted model, not a curated record.
UCAGCCAUGCAUAGACACGGCCUCGGAGUUUGCGAAGUCACGACGACCCAAACACCCUUGGGACGGGUAUAUCGCCUUGACACUCGGACAGUACAUACAGUUGCUGUUUAACCGCUUCCUCCCACCAACCACAAGCAUGCUUCUUUCAACACCAACACUGCUGCUGAUCGUUGCCGUCAUGCAGCCCGUGGACAGAACGUCAAGGAACGUCAACCCCCUUCACGGCAUCGCUUACGUCUCCGUGACGACGGACAACCUGACGGCGUCCACUCAGUUCUACACGCAGGUACUUGGAGGGAUGCUGGUGCCAGAGUUGGCCUUCACCUUCAGCGGAGAUUCUCACUACUACCGGAUGUUCCAGAAGGAGAUCCUCGACGCCAGAUCACAAGGGGUUGACCCUGCCCAGCUGGGAAUACCGGAUAUAAGGGAUAACGGCACUUACGAGGUGCGCGGAAACUUCAUCGUCUUUGACAACGGCAUCAUCCAACUUGUGACGUGUGCGCUCAAAUCAUCAUCAUCUGAUAUUGUGUUCGACAUCCGUGAUCGGCGCACCAGCGCUUGCUACAUCGCAGCCCCACAUAUAUGUUUCUGGGUCAAGGACGACGUGGAUUUCAACCAUUACAUUGCAGAACUAGAACGGAACUCGCGUGAUCUUGGGUUUCAUCAGGUCAAGGUCAACAGACCAGUGAAAAUUCACAACGAGACUGAGAGACUAGCCGUUCCCGAAAACCAGUUUGGUAUAACUUUUGACAGUGGAGACUUUGCUGGUUUAUCAUUCGCUUACCUUAAAGGUCCGAGAGGAGAGAGCAACUAG